Encephalitozoon hellem ATCC 50504 is the source of this 390-nucleotide messenger RNA. RefSeq lists its product as uncharacterized. The record is from RefSeq and is a predicted model, not a curated record. Lineage: Eukaryota; Fungi; Microsporidia; Unikaryonidae. The transcript has 3 exons. The coding region runs from base 1 to 390 and encodes 129 amino acids.
AUGCUCGUCAAAGACAAACUGGAAAUGAUCACAACGCUCUUUGCACUGAUCUUCACAAUAUUCAUGGCUCAGAGAUACUUCUAUGCAGGGCAGGUUCUUAUGUCAAUAGUCACAUACUCAGCACUCGUGUCUCUUACAAAGCCAAUGGCAAGAAAGGGAAAACUAUACUUCAGAAUCAUUAAUGUCCUUCAUGUCGCUGCAAAGAUCAUGACCCUUAUAGCAUUCUUCAUAGUCAUGAACAAUGUGUUUGUAAUGAGGAGGGGAUACAAAAAUUGCAGCGAGUGCUCCACCAUGUCAGUCUCAGCCAUCUCGGCAUCAAUCCUGUUUUUCAUAUACUAUUCGGUGUAUUCAACAGCCUUUGUUUUCUUCUUCAGCGUUUCCAACAAGUGA